This is a messenger RNA of Tauraco erythrolophus (red-crested turaco), 384 nucleotides long. The record is from RefSeq and is a predicted model, not a curated record. Lineage: Eukaryota; Metazoa; Chordata; Aves; Musophagiformes; Musophagidae.
ACAGAUUGCCUGGGGACUCCCAUCGUCUACUCACCAGUCAAGGCAGACCUGACUGGAAAUAUCAAGAAAAUCCGGGCGGUUUACGACUCCAACCCCGCCAAGUUCAAAACGCUACAGAACAUCCUGGAGGUGGAGAAGGAGAUGCACGGCUCGGCAUGGCCCAAGACGGGCGCGACGCUGGCGCUGAUGUGGUUGAAAAGGGGCUUGAAAUUCAUGCUGGUGUUGCUGCAGAGCAUUUCCGACGGCGAGCGGGACGAGGAGCAUCCCAACCUCAUCCGAGUGAAUGCCAUGAAGGCUUACGAGAUCGCGCUGAAGAAAUACCACGGCUGGAUGCUGCAGAAGCUCUUCACGGUGAGCGUUCGCGUCUCCGCAGAGGAAAAAUGA